Messenger RNA from Stegodyphus dumicola, 1101 nucleotides. Its product is annotated as podocan-like. Gene Ontology annotation, molecular function: protein binding. The record is from RefSeq and is a predicted model, not a curated record. Lineage: Eukaryota; Metazoa; Arthropoda; Arachnida; Araneae; Eresidae.
UAUUUCUUGAUAGAGGAACAACAGAGUCAGCAUGUCGCCACUGGGUCUUUUCAUACUUCUUCUUCAGGGUGCAUAUCUGGUCCAUUCCUUUACAAACCUAUGCCCUCCCGUUGAAGAUUUGCAACCGUGUUAUUGCGUGAGCGAUGGAAAAGCCAUUCGAGUGGACUGCAUGCAAGUAACAUCCGUGGAAGAAGUCAGAACAGCUCUCCAAAGCGUAAAGGGUAUAAAGAGAGUAUUCAUAGAUUUCCUACGGGCUCGCCUCGACAAAAUACCUUCCGAUUUGUUUAAAGGUCUUCAUGUUACGAAACUAUCUUUCACUAACUGUGAGCUGAAGGCUUUUGGCGAUGAAGGUAGAUCUGCCUUGGAAGGUUUGGAGGAUAUCAUAGAGGAACUCUCGAUUCACUUCAGCUUUUCGGAAGAAAAUGAACUUAAGUAUUUGAAUGUUUCUCAACUGAGAGCUCUCGAAGAUCUGGAAAUCGAAGGAAAUGGUCUUACAAAGAUGGGCAACGAAUUUUUUAAAGACGGUCCAGAAAAUGUGAAGAAUCUUUACAUCAUGACCAAUUUUAUCGAGGAGCUCGGGGAUAAGGCAUUCGCAUCUUUGUACAAUUUAAAAAACCUUUGGCUGACAGGCAAUCGUUUUAAGACUGUGCAUAGAAGUAUGUUUCCUACACCAGCACUAUAUCUGGCGUCACUAGAUCUCACAAAUAAUCAAAUUUCAACUCUUCCUGAGGACAUGUUUUCCAGAAUGCCGGCAUUGAAAGAAGUAGUUCUAGCAGAAAAUUCCAUUCAAAGGCUUGCGGAAGCCACUUGGUUGCCUGUGUGGCGACAAAUUACUCGACUCUACCUUGAAAAAAACCCACUGGAAUGUGAUUCACAUAUUGACUGGAUGCUGAAAAUUCCUCGUCCAUACGUACUCAAGGGUAAAUGUGUUACUCCAGAGAAGAGGAAAGACAAAGAUCUGAAACGUCUCAUCGAUGACAGUUUGCUUGAUAGAAGUGACGAGGGAUUCUAAAAUGCGUUCCCGAUUGCCGAAGAAAUAAAAUUUUUUGUAGAAUUCCUUUUUAAUAUGCUCGUAUAAUAAAUAUAAUUUAUGAAACCGCA